AUGUUCAACAAGAAUCUGUCCACAUGGUACGAUGCUCAGCAGGUCUGUCAAAGAAAUGGGGGCUACCUGGCGUCCAUGUCUAGCAAAGCAGAGACGGUCAGGGUAUUAUUGAACAUCCACCCCCUGAUCCGGGAUGAGUACACGAAACACUGGUGGUUGGGGCUGUCCCUAAAUAAAACAAUCGCCACGUGGAAGUGGGAGGACGGGAGUGAUCUCCAAAACAGUGUCAUUGCCUGGAAACCCGGAGAGCCUAACAAAUCCCUGAAAGACGAACAGUGUGGAGAGAUGAACAUACAGGGCAGGCUAAACGACCAGAAGUGUGACUCCCUCAACCCUUUCAUCUGCGAGCAAUACCCUCCGACCUUGCCGCCACCUUCCACAACAACAGUGGCGACAACUGCGAAAGACCCAGAAACCGUCGUGCCUAAUUCCACCACUAUAAAUCCAGUGCACACAGUAAAAACAAAUAAAGCAGACAUAAAUGUAGAAAAAACCCAAUGCGACCCUGUGGAAGAGUACGAUACAUCUUGGCCAAGUGUAUCCGAAGGAGAGGUUGUCAGCCGCCCUUGCAAGACUGGAACCGAGAAUCGUUCUCAAGACACUGAGUACGUCAGAGGAGAUGUGUCACAACUAUCGGCGGAUCUAGUGGACGCGGUACAGGCAGGAGCGGGAGAUCGGUGA
Magallana angulata is the source of this 681-nucleotide messenger RNA. Its product is annotated as C-type mannose receptor 2-like. The transcript has 5 exons. The record is from RefSeq and is a predicted model, not a curated record. Lineage: Eukaryota; Metazoa; Mollusca; Bivalvia; Ostreida; Ostreidae. The coding region runs from base 1 to 681 and encodes 226 amino acids.